AUGUUAAGAAAUUUAAGGGGUUUCCAAAGAUUUUCUAAUAGAUUUUUAGUAAACUAUUUACCAAGUCGAUUAUUACUGUCGCAUGCGGGCAAAUUAUCCCCAUUUCAAAGACAAACGGAUUUUUCGCACAAAUGCUUGUUCCAUUGCAGUAGCAAUUUACACAACGAUUCCAAAGUGCCAAUUUCAAAGUCUGCGGAAAACGUAGAGCAACCAAAGCCUGCAUAUCAUAUCACCUUUACUUGUACUGUCUGUAAUCAUCGUUCUGGUCAUAAAAUGUCGAAACAGGCGUAUCACAAUGGCACCGUUUUUGUUCAAUGUCCCCAUUGCAAAAACCGACACCUCAUGGCAGACCAUCUCAAAAUCUUCAAUGACAAACGAGUCACGAUUGAGGAUAUCCUUUCAAAUAAAGGUGAGGUCUUGAAGAAGGGAUUUGGCCAAAUAGUCGAUGGGAAUGUGGUUGAAAUUGAACCUGAAAAUUUGAGAAUCAAAACAGAUAUAAAAGCUCCUUCCCCUGAUACAUCUGCUUAUAGUAAGAAUGAUUAA
This is a messenger RNA of Schizosaccharomyces osmophilus, 543 nucleotides long. RefSeq names its product TIM23 translocase complex subunit Tim15 (gene tim15). Lineage: Eukaryota; Fungi; Ascomycota; Schizosaccharomycetes; Schizosaccharomycetales; Schizosaccharomycetaceae. Gene Ontology annotation, molecular function: zinc ion binding; protein-folding chaperone binding. Bases 1 to 543 code for a protein of 180 amino acids. Gene Ontology annotation, cellular component: mitochondrion. The transcript is spliced from 2 exons. The record is from RefSeq and is a predicted model, not a curated record. Gene Ontology annotation, biological process: protein folding; protein stabilization; protein import into mitochondrial matrix.